Molecule: messenger RNA, 2438 nt
Organism: Lineus longissimus
Lineage: Eukaryota; Metazoa; Nemertea; Pilidiophora; Heteronemertea; Lineidae
Exons: 3
Coding region: 206-625 (139 amino acids)
Source: RefSeq, a predicted model, not a curated record
UGAUGCCUCAUUUGAAUGCAACAGUGGAAAAACAAUAUCAGUUUUUGGAAUAGGCCGUUUUCUGCGAUCACGCCAGUCCGGUCUACACUUGGCUGUAACAGUUGAUUCCAUGAUCCUCUGUCUCGGCCACAUCCCAAAGAACAAGGACAGAGUUUAUUACCUACCCACGAUAUCGUAAACUAGUUUGGAAGUCAGAUUCUGGAUAAUGACACUGGCGACCAUUGUGGGGUUGUGCCUGUGCAGUGUGUACUACUGUAUGGCAUUCCCCGACGGGUAUACUGAAAUAAGGAACGCCAGGACGUAUGAUCGUUUCUAUGGAAAGGACAGACUAAGACUUUGGGUCACCUGGACCGACCUGAAUGGCCAAUUUCAUGACUUCCGGUUCCAGGCGGAUAAUCGUGGUAUCGUCAGAUUCCAAGAUCGGGGGAGGGUAUACAACAGCUCGUUUCCUUGCGGAAGCGGCGGAGUCAGGUUUACCCACGAAGGAGGAAAGGAAGUGUUCGCUGUCCACCCAGACUGUGAGAUGUGCAUGGCUAUGUUCAGCUGGAUGCGAUCAAUGAGUUUUAGUCCUCAUGCCACUGGGAUCGAGUUCAGAUGCUUCAAGAAGAAUGAGAGGGGGCUCUAAGAAGCCUCGCGCGUUAUGAUCAGUUCAGGGUGAUUCUGAUGCCAUACCAUUGGAUUGAUUCUCUAAUUUGUUUGUUUCUGAUGCACAUGAAAUCAAAUUUGAAAACCAUGUGUUAACCGUCUUCCAACCGCUGUUGUUCAGAUUCAUUCGAUGCAAAUGUUAAAGCCCCUGAGCUGUAGUAGUCUGUGACCUUAGAGAGUGAGAGUGUCGACAGAUGAACCACUGAAUGCAUCCGGAACCUACAGUGACACCCCGUCACACUUGUAAAGUCGUUGUGGUCAUAGACACAGGCUGCAUGUGGCGGGAAGUAUGCUCGUCAGUCUUGUAACUCAGCACCUUGUGUUUGCGGUCGAAUUGCAAAUAAAGCCAAUUUGUAAUCUUCAAAGUAUGUCCAAUUAGAUGAUGACUUUACCUCUGACAACAUCGAGAUAUGAUUUCCUGAGGUGAUCAAGACAACCCGGCCGCUGAUUGAGCGGAGGAGUUGUUUGCAUUGCGUGCAGUGGAUAUAAUAGAGAGAGUCGAUCUGAACAGCCUGGGAUUAGAUCACCUUAUGUGGUCCAAUUUACACACUUUGCACUGGUUAUUUGUACAGCGGAACUAUCCCGGCGGACAAUCAUGAUGGGUACCCGUUUCAUUUGACAGGUCCUUGCAAUCAUGGCAAUGGGAAAUGGUAGAUCUAAAGCGAGUAGGCUAAAGCCCGUAGCACACUAGCCGCCAACUUCGGCGUUCACAGGCGUUUUUUGCCGCAAGAGUCCUGAACGCCUGAAAAAUCCCUAGUCUGCUACGAACGGCGUCGGCGAACGUAACUUGACGCCACUUGCCGCAACUAAACGCCAAAUAUCUGGGCAGGUGUGCUCUGACCGGGAUCCACUGGCCGCCAACUUCGGCGUCGAGAGGCGUCAGCUGAACUCUUCUUGUCGCCAAAGUUGGCGGCUAGUGUGCUGCGGGCUUUACACUUCUGACUCGCUGCUAGGGAGAGGCGCCGAUCGACCGUCCAGUGGGCGGAUGUUUCCUGUUACAACUGUUGCUGUUGUGACAGACAUGCUUGAUCGAAAUAAACGUUCCACGACCAGAAACCCCAAUUCCAUGACCACCGCUAAUCCACGGUUCCAUUGGAUAAAAAACGUCAUGUGAUCGGGCCCAAUGGAAUUCAAAUGAUAUCUAUCGGAUAUUUAGUAAACCGUGGAAAACUGGUUUUGAUCUCGUGGUGCGUUCGUUUCAGCCAAUCAACUACACACGGGUAAACUCCAUCCUCAAUCAACAUGUCAGUGACUUUUGUUCAAGCAGAGUCUAGACCAAUGUUAGGACACCAAAAGGUUACCGAAUGUGUUCAUUCUGUCAAGUUGAAGAUGUCACCUUAGAAUGUAAGAAACUAGAUGACAUCACUGAGAUGGUGUUUAUCCCUAGACUAAACUCAAAACAGUGUCAAAGCAUCGUCGAGACAUUAGUUUCCCCUAUAUCGAGCAAUCUUUUCAGCCAAAUUACCUUAACAUUUUAUUGAAAAAGACGCGGCCAAUGCAGCGUAUAAUAAAACCAUUGAAGAUCAUUCUAUGUGAAUUAUCUGAGCCAAAUCGUCUGGCAAGACCAUUUGAUAUAUGUAUAUGAAAUAAUACCCAUUAAAAUAACAUCUGCCAGCGCCGCGUAUUUCAACUCUCUCUCUCUGAACAUUUCGUAUAAUGAUGCACCAGGUUGAUCCACAGGUCACAUUGGACGAAAUAUUGAUGAAUCGUUUACAUAAAUGGCAUUAAGUGUUGAACAUUAUCAAAAUGAUGUGUGAUGAAAGUGAAGCCUAUUGUGAAAUACAAAUGCGUGU